This is a messenger RNA of Trichoplusia ni (cabbage looper), 6454 nucleotides long. It is a transcript of the gene Cdc25, whose product is annotated as cdc25-like protein phosphatase twine. The record is from RefSeq and is a predicted model, not a curated record. Lineage: Eukaryota; Metazoa; Arthropoda; Insecta; Lepidoptera; Noctuidae. Gene Ontology annotation, cellular component: nucleus; cytoplasm. Gene Ontology annotation, biological process: G2/M transition of mitotic cell cycle; positive regulation of G2/MI transition of meiotic cell cycle; protein dephosphorylation. Gene Ontology annotation, molecular function: protein tyrosine phosphatase activity. The transcript has 5 exons. Bases 3060 to 4988 code for a protein of 642 amino acids.
UCACACGAAAAAAUAUGCUAACAACGCGUGUGAAAACACAUCAACAUCUUGUUUCGUAUUCAAAUAAAUUAGCAUAAAAUCUGCUACUAUUUACAUAUUUUUAUAUCUUCGGAAGAUUCCUUAUUGCAUACAACAGUCAUAUUGUUAGACAAAAACAAUUAAAUAUGGGGUUGGCUUAAGAAACGAAUCUGAAUAUUCUAAUUCGCUAUUACUUAUUUCCAUACUGUCCCUGAUUUGUGGCAUGAGAAAGAUACUAAUAAUAAUAUAUACCAGUUAUUUGCAAUAACAAGUAACAACAAUUUUGCACAAAUGCUCCUAAUUUAUAGACUUAAAUGAAAAAUCUUAUCAAAAUUCUAGAUUAAAUAGUAUUAUUUGUGAAUGAGGAUAAAUGAUUAGAAUACUGAUGUUGUUGUAAUAAGUUGCUCGUAUUACAUGGAGAAUAUAAUGUAUUAUAUGCAUACCUACUUACCUCCUAGCUAGCUAUUAAACAUAAACUAAUGGAAAACAAUCAUCCUCGUAUGUUGAAAAUUAGAGGAAAUUAUUACAGAUAUUUUUCUAGUUACUGGAAAAGAUAUGGCCGUACGAAACCGUUGUUAAACCAUUAAAAUAAAGCAGUUAUAGACCUAAAAUGUAACUACGUUGCUGUAGGUUUUGUGGUAUAAAUUCAUUUUAUAUAAAAAAUAAGUCUUAAUGUCACAAACAUAAAUAAACAACAUACUGUAGUCAACAAUGUGCGAAACCGUUAAUGACGUCACCCGCUGAAACGAACAGUACUGGUUUAUUUGAAUUCGGAACGGUUUGAAUAAGUAUGGAACGUGUGGGAGCGGCGUUUAAAAAUAGAAUACCAAAGUUAAGUGUAGAAAUAGUGUUCCAUAUUUGGCAAAAACUGUUGGGGAUCUAUUUGCGAAAUGGGUACACAUUUCGUUCCAUUUUUAAAACUGUGUUCUGUUCUUUUACUUAUAAUGAUUUGAAUAACAAUGUUAUGUUUUCACCCAGGAUGAAUAAAGGCCAUCAUUUUUAAAUCAAUCAUUUAACUGCUUUCUAUGAUCAGAGUUUCAAAAAUCUCUGUGGAUCAGUAAAAUUGAUAAGCCUUUCGCCUUCAUAAUUGGCAAUGGACGUUCAUUAAUCUCUUCAAGUCAUAGUUUAUCAAAUAUUAUGAAUUGUCUUGUAACCUAGUUUAAUUUAAAAUGGGCCGCUGUAUUUGAAGGUCGUUUUAAUCAUGUAACGGACGUGUUUCGUAUUUAUCAGCUGUUUCUUGUAAACAUAAUAACGGUUAGAUAUCUUCUUCGUAACAUAAUAUUUUCAGUCUAUCUGUCACCACUGGGUAAAGGCCCCUUCUCAUAUAGAAAAGGGUAAAAAAAUACUUACACUUGCCCACUACGAGUUCCAAUUUAGUUUUUCUGGCUAAAUCCAUCGUUAUCGACCGUCAAUAGUGUCUUAAAAGUUUUAAGCAAGAAAACUACAAUCUUAUUGAAUUAUUGAUGUACACUACGACUUGGUCUCAAAGUGUUAAAGCCGUAGGAUUUUGACGUGGCUUUGCACACCCAAUAAAAAUACCAGGUGUGUUAGUUUUCUUACGAAGUUAUCCAGUUAAAGAAAUCAACUAUGUUGGUUUUCAUCUUACAAAAUUUUAGUAUUAUAAGUUUGAUCAUCCGACAAAUACUCUAGUAUCCUCGCGAUUACUCAAAUAGUCUAUAUUUCUAUAACUAUAUUCAGAGGGUAUUGAAGACAUCCCUUAAAACGAAAACGCCUAAUCAGUCUCCAACACAACCAGAUGUAACAGAAAGAAGGUUUUUUUCUCCUCUUUUUUUGUUUUAAAAGCUCUCUCUCUCUAGUUAAUUCUGCACCUUGCACAAACCUUCUCGUAAAUCAUGUGUCUAAUACGUUUUGCCGCGUUUUUUGCUGUCACUGUCAAAUAUACCGCCAUUUCUAUUUCGAGUUUAGUUUUUUUUGUAAAUGGCUUUUGGUAAUUUUGAUUAGUGACACUCAGACUUUACAGUUACUUUUUUCCUUUUCGCAUGUUUGAAGUAGCUACCUACAACCUGGUGUCAGAGUUUAAAGGGCCCAUAAGCUCAAAAACGAGUCUUUCAUUUUUUUACGGUUUUUAGAUUCACUAAUUACAUAAUAUUAAUAUUAAAGGGUCUACCUAUCGUUUUUUAUUUCAUACUCCUAAACCUUACUUCCUAAACCAACUUAAUUCGACAGAAAACCUCAUCACCGCUAUCUACGAUCUCUGUUUCUUCUUGCUUCGGAGAAGAAACGCUGCAACAAACUCCACACCAAUUACUAGAAAUAUUAAAAAAAAUAAAAGCAAAACUCCACGCUCUAUAUUCGACAUUGUUUUAAAACCAAGAUGGCGGGACCUCCCGCGCAUCCCUCCCGCGUCGAGCAUAUGGCGCGCGCAUCGAAUUAUAAAAAUUGCGUGACUGCGCCCAAUCAAAUAUUGUUUUACAUUAUCAUAUCGCACUGCAGAUGGUGCUAUUAAUUGGGUUAUUCGUGUUGGUGACGCCAUUUUGUUUUGUAUUGCUUUUUGUAGUUUAGUUAUUGAGUGGGCUAAAACACACAUCCAGUCAAAAAACUAUAGCAAAGGCAUUACACCGGCAAAGGAAACCAUCAUACAGCCGGAGCUGUCAAAAGAAAAAACCUCUACAUGAUCAAGAGACAUGUCCUAGAAUGUCUUGUGGUAUAUCAUUACGCACAGGAAGACGUGGUCAGUAGGAAUCAAGGUUGGUUACUCGCGACCCUAUAUUAUAAAAUAUGUUACAUUACGUACAAACUACGGAUGUCUCGCAAUCACGGAUGUGAGGCAGUCAAGCGAAUGCCUUUGCUUUAAGUUUGGCUGAUUAAAAAAAAAGUGUCAAAUGAAACGUCAGGGUUUUCAAGAUGGCUGUAUUGUUACGUGACAUUGUUAAUUUAAAUCGCAUUUAGGUAUUGAAAAUUUGAAUGCGCUGAUAGUAGAAGAAAAUCUAUUAAUCACUGAAAAUUUCAAAAUAAACUCCGGCAACAAUGGAACGAAACGCAAGCAAGAAGACUCGUUGACACACAACUACAAAGUUAAAAUGAACCCGCACACAAUCGACUUCUCAAAGUCACAAAUCUCACCGAUAUACACACCAACAAAGAGGAGAAUACUCGGAGAGAUACAAGUACCAAAGUCACCACUCGACAAAAUAAAGUCUCCGUUAACCAGUCAAAGGAACCAUUCUCCGUUAUCAGCUCAAAAGUACUCUCCAUUACCAAAUACAUCAAAAUUCCAAUCACCGUUACAAAGUUUCAACUCACCAUUGAAGCUGUUAAUGAACUCUCCGUUAGCUAGGACCUCUCCAUUGAGCAGGGAGUCUCCGUUGACUACGAGGGUUAAGCGGUCAAGGAUUACAAAGGUCAUGGAAGAACGGACUCGGUUCAAGAUGAGUAACAAGGAGAAUGCUUCUCCGUUCAGCGAAACCAUGCUGAAGUUGGAUGUUGAGGAGGAGACGAGGGACUUCCUGUUUGGAGAACGCUUUGAGGCUACGAGGGAGAAGGUCACUAAUUGGUCUACAACCAAGCUGGAUUUCACACACACUCUCCCCAAAUCACCAAAGCAGGAUCUCUACGUGCCUGAUAAGGAACCACAAGAAGUCGACGACUUCGAAAGCCUCCACGACUUGGAAACCGAAUUCGAAGCCGAUAAUUUCGAUGAGUGCACUAAAUACGAAAUUAUAUCCACCGAUAGCCCUGACAUCAUAUCUAGAGGACGUGCAUCGUCUUCUAGAAAGAUUACUUCAAGGAAUUUCGUUUUCGGAGCACCCUUAGCUGAUGAUGAAGCGUCUACCAGCUUCAACAAGCCCACAGUCACCGCUACACGAAUGCUCAACUUCGAUGAUGACGAUUUCGAAUUCACAUCACCAGCUAUCAAGAAAGCAGCGAAAAAGUCCUUGAAGUUCAAUGAAACUCCAACGAAAUUACGUCAUGAGAAAAGUGAUUCGAGUAUUGGAUCUCUUAGUCAGGGUUCCAUGAGUCAGUCACCGAUCACAAAAGGACUACACACAUUUGAAUCACAAACGUCAAUGGAAAGCGGUUUCAUAUCUGAAUUAGAUGAACAGUUCUUGGAAUUUGAAGAAUCUAAUUCCCCAAAAGUUGCGAACUUCAACGACUUACUCUCCGGACAGAUCAAGUCUUCAGUUGUCACCGAAAAGAAUUUCCUACGGAGACCGUUGAAUAGGAGUUUGAGUUUCAACCCGGAGUGCAGAGCUAGAGUGUCUCUGUUGUCUAUUCUUGAGAGUCCUAGUGUUGAGAAGAGGAGUCAGAAGAGAAUGGAGCAGAGUGAGACUGUUGUGGCAAACAAGAGAAGGAGAUCUAACUGCCAGAGUCCUGAGGAUGAGAGGCUGCAGAGGCCCGUGCUACAGAGAGCGUUGUCAGAGAAUAAUGCUUCUAUCAUGUCGGCAAUGACGAGAUCUCUGUCCGACGUCCCGCUGACGGGCGACUUCUCCCGCGCCUGCGCCCUCCCCCUGACGCGCGGCGCUCACCCCGACCUCAAGAGCAUCUCCUGCGACACGCUCGCCGCGCUGCUGCGGGGGGACUACCGACACACCAUCAGCGACUUCCAGGUUAUAGACUGCCGCUACCCGUACGAGUACGAAGGCGGUCACAUCCAGAACGCCAUCAACUUGUACACGCCGGCCCAAGUCCUUACCCUCAUGAACGCGCCGCCCGCAGACAGACAGGAUGACAACAAACGCAGUAUCCUGGUCUUCCACUGUGAGUUCUCGCUGGAGAGGGGGCCUAAACUCUUCCGCUUCCUCCGCUCGUCAGACCGCGCCAAGAACAAGGACCUCUACCCAUCUCUCCGCUACCCAGAGGUCUACCUGCUACACGAAGGUUACCGCUGCUUCUACCAGCGACACCCUCUCCUCUGCUCCCCGACCGGAUACGUAGCCAUGUUGGAUCCGACGCACAAACAACAACUCAGACUACACCGGCAUAAGAGUAAUAGUCGACUCUUACUGUAACGUGUCACUGGAAAGUGACCGAUUAGUGACAGAAUCGCUGGAACAUCGAGUGUGUGAGUGACAUGUCACGUGACCUUGAGUGUCUCUCGGUUAGAGUGUGUUGUAGAACAAAUUUAACCUCAACAUCAAGAGAUGUGAUGGUUAUUCAGAUGUCACGGAUGUUGGAUCCGUAAGCGAAAGUAACACAGAUUGAGAACAUCAUUAUCCUCAGCACAAUUCUCUUACUGCAGAUUGCUUGAUUUAAUAUUAUUGUUAUCUAAGCGUGUAAAGUACUACGGCUAUUACAAGAUGACGUUAGAAUUGAAACAUUUUAGCAUUACAGUGACGUGAACCAGUCGGUGGGGAUAAUGAUGACCUUAACUAGUGUUAUUUUAUAAAGAAUCACUCUGUUAUGAUGUAGUGAUAUUAGAUUGAGUUACGGAUUUACGGAUGUAUUGGUUCCUAUAAUCGAAAGGAAACGGAUGUCGAAAUGAUUAAGAUCUGUAUUGCAUUGUGAUGUAUUGAUAUCCUUAGAGAGAAAGAGUUUCAAAUUGUGUUAAAUCCGUUUACAAAAUGGCGUCUGUUAAGAGUGACGUCUGAAGAAACAAAUAAGAAAUAUAUGAUGUAAAACUAGCCAUAGCAUGUUGACAGUUAAAGAUACAAUAGAUUACAUAGCAAAUGAUUUUAAAUGAUUCAAUAGAAAAUCGCAUUAAAAUCAAUAGUUCUUGUUACAAAAAUAUUUUCAAAAUAACAUUCUUAAGGAGAAAUUCUAAAAAAGAUCAUUUAAAACUUACAAGAUAUUACAAUUGAUAGACAAUACGUACUGAACUUCAGCUUAAUCUGCACUAAAAUUAUGUAUUUGCAGAAGCACAACAAUUGAGAGCAAAAUUUGUGCAAUCAUUGCUUUUGAUUUGACAAUGAUUGCGCAAAUAUUGCUGUAGACAUUUUAGAAAUUGUGUUAACAAAAGAAAAACUAGAAAAAUUCUGUAAAUUAUAUCGAGAAAAAUUCAAUUUCUCAAAAGAAAUAUGUAAAAAGCAUUUUUUUUGUUCAAAAUUUUAAUAUUAUUAUUAUUUUCGAAUUUUAAUAAGACAAAUUUUUAUCUGGGUUCUAGAUUUAAGUAUGUAAAUGAUGCCAUAUUAUGAGUAAUUAUUAUUAUUAUGUUAUUAGUACAAAUAUGAUCUUUUGCAAGUGUAGGGCACUUCAAAAUGUAGUUCCCAACUGCCGUAGACUGAGAAAAUCUAAACCUAACAUAAGAAUCUGACAACAGAUGUUUCAAUACAGUUCUUAUAAUCAACUGCACUAGACUUGCAAAAGAAUUUAAUGAAUGACGACCUUAUUGUAGAACGAUGUUUAGGAAACACUAUAUCAUGCUGUCUUGCUCACCCUUCAGUUGCUAGACAAGGACAACAAACUAUGUUGUGGUCGGCUUCCAGUUCAACCGGGUUCAGCUAAGUACCAGUGUUUUACAAGGAGGGACUGCCUAUCU